AUGCAUCAAGUCCAGCCCAUGUUCCGGCAGCCGCUCCUCCCUCUGAGCGUGCUCGGUUUUCUGCGUGGAGACCUGCUGAGGAUAGUGUCCAACGUGCUGAUCUUCUCUUGUACAAACAUCGUGGGAGUGUGCACCCAUUAUCCCGCUGAGGGCUCCCAGAGGCAGGCCUUCCAGGAGACCAGGGAAUGCAUUCAGGCUCGCCUCCACUCCCAGAGGGAGAACCAGCAGCAGGAGCGUCUCCUGCUCUCAGUGCUUCCCCGUCAUGUCGCCAUGGAGAUGAAAGCUGACAUAAAUGCAAAGCAGGAAGACAUGAUGUUUCACAAGAUCUACAUUCAGAAGCACGACAACGUCAGCAUCUUAUUUGCAGACAUCGAGGGAUUCACCAGUCUGGCAUCGCAGUGCACGGCGCAGGAGCUGGUGAUGACUCUGAAUGAACUCUUCGCUCGCUUUGACAAGCUGGCAGCGGAGAACCACUGUCUGCGGAUAAAGAUCCUUGGAGACUGCUACUACUGCGUGUCUGGGCUGCCGGAGGCGAGAGCCGACCACGCCCACUGCUGUGUGGAGAUGGGGAUGGACAUGAUAGAGGCCAUCUCGCUGGUACGGGAGGUGACUGGAGUGAAUGUGAACAUGAGAGUGGGAAUCCACAGCGGCAGGGUGCACUGCGGGGUGCUGGGACUCAGGAAGUGGCAGUUUGACGUCUGGUCCAAUGAUGUCACGCUAGCCAAUCAGAUGGAGGCAGGGGGCCAGGCUGGACGGAUUCACAUCACGAAGGCCACUCUGAAUUAUCUGAACGGGGACUAUGAUGUGGAGGCGGGAACAGGGGGAGAACGAAACGCCUACCUGAAGAAAAACAACAUCGAAACCUACCUCAUUGUUGGCUGCAGUCAAAAAAGGAAAGAGGAAAAGGCGAUGAUAGCCAAAAUGAACCGACAGAGGACUAACUCCGUGACACACAACAGCGGCCACUGGACCGACCGUCCGUUCUACAAUCACCUGGGAGGAAACCAGGUCUCCAAGGAGAUGAAGAGGAUGGGCUUUGAAGACCCCAAAGACAAACAUUUUAUUUUCAGAAACACGCAGGAAAACCUGAACCCAGAGGACGAGGUGGACGAGUUCCUCGGCCGGGCCAUCGACGCACGCAGCAUCGACCGUCUGCGCUCGGAACACGUCAAGAAGUUCCUGCUCACCUUCAGGGAGCCUGACCUGGAGAAAAAGUACUCCAAACAGGUGGACUCCAGGUUCGGGGCUUACGUGGCCUGUGCCUCCCUCGUCUUUCUCUUCAUCUGCUUCAUCCAGAUCGUCAUCGUGCCUCCCUCCGGCCUGAUGAUCGGCUUCUUCAUCACCUGUUUCAUCAUCCUCACGGCCGUCAUGUUCGUCUCCACCGUGUACUGCUGUUUCGGGCUCUUCCCAGCUGCCCUGCAGACUCUCUCUCGGAGGAUAGUCCAGUCCAGACUGCACAGCACGCUGGUGGGCGUCUUCACCAUCAUCAUCGUCUUUCUCUCUGCUUUCAUCAGUAUUUUCACCUGCAGCAGCUAUGACCUGCGAGGCUGCAUCCAAGAACAGCUUAACAUCAGCCUGAACAGUGUGAACGCCUGCCACGCACACGACCUCAACUACAGCCUGGACACACAACAUUAUACUGCCUGUGGAGACAACGGCCUCAUCUGCAGCUUUCCUGAGUACUUCUCGUCCUGCGUGCUGCUCAGCCUGCUGGCCAUCUCCGUCUUCCUGCAGGUGAGCAGCAUCGGUAAACUCUUCCUCAUGCUCUUCAUCGAGCUGCUCUACCUCCUCAUCAUGGAGGUGCCCAAAGUGAACCUCUUCGACAACCAGGACCUGCUGGUGAUGGCCAACGCCAUCAACAUCAUCGAGCACAUCAAUGGAACAAGCUGUGUUGUGGACAACAAGGUUCCUCUGAAGAUCAUGACCCCGGUGGUCAUCACCGUCUUCGUGCUCGCCCUCUACCUUCACGCACAGCAGGUGGAGUCCACGGCCAGGCUCGACUUCCUCUGGAAGCUGCAGGCUACGGAGGAGAAGGAGGAGAUGGAGGAGCUGCAGGCCUACAACCGCCGUCUGCUCCACAACAUCCUCCCCAAAGACGUGGCGGCCCACUUCCUGCAGCGAGAACGACGCAACGACGAGCUCUACUACCAGUCCUGUGAGUGCGUGGCGGUCAUGUUCGCCUCCAUCAGUAACUUCUCCGAGUUCUACGUGGAGCUGGAGGGCAACAACGAGGGAGUGGAGUGUCUGCGGCUGCUCAAUGAGAUCAUCGCUGACUUUGACGAGAUCAUCAGUGAGGAUCAGUUCCGUCAGCUGGAGAAGAUAAAGACCAUCGGCUCCACCUACAUGGCGGCCUCUGGCCUCAAUGACUCCACAUACGACAAGGCCGGGAGGUCACACAUCCGCGCCCUGGCUGACUACGCCAUGAGGCUGAUGGACCAAAUGAAAUACAUCAAUGAACACUCCUUUAACAACUUCAAAAUGAAAAUAGGUCUAAACAUCGGCCCCGUGGUUGCCGGGGUUAUCGGGGCCAGGAAGCCUCAGUACGACAUCUGGGGGAACACGGUGAACGUGGCGAGUCGAAUGGACAGCACAGGGGUGCCUGAGAGGAUCCAGGUAACAGCAGACCUGCACCAGUUACUGAGCUCCUAUAACUACACACUAGAGUACAGAGGCAUGGUCACAGUCAAAGGCAAAGGGGAGAUGAUGACAUAUUUCCUCACCGCUGGACCACCAAGCAGUUAACCCCGACUAAGAGACGUAUAGAAAUCUGACAUGGCGAUCAGGUUCAUGGACCUCUGGUAGCUUACGGUGGACUGACACAGACUGACUCUUCUCUUGAGCGCCAGCACCUAGCGAGGCCACAAAGGGGGACGGGUCACAAAUUCACCCGAAAGCUCAGCCUGUGGAGGAGACUAUUAUCGGCUCAAUCUGCCAUUGAGACCAAAGAUGUCCAAUCAAGGCGCACAGACGGAUUUUGCCAGCUGUGCAAGUCGACGAAGGAAAAAGAAAGCUCUGGAAGAAGUUGUAUCUGCUUCAAUCUCUCAGAGAGGACGAACCUGGUCAUGAACUACAUCACUCCCUCUCUUUCUCUUCACCUUUCUCCUGCUGAAGGAUAUAUGUACACAGAAAACACAGAGUUUUAUGUGUAGGUAUAUGAUGUUAAGUACUGUAUGUGAAACACAUUUUGUCCAUAUUGUUGUGAUACAGGUACAAAUCUCUGAGGAGUGGACACUCAAUCAACACAGCAACUAUCGUCUUUUUUCAUCAAUAUCUGAUCACAUGAUAUUGAUUAGCAGAUUAAUGGAGGCACUGAGCUGAAAAGAAUGUCUCACAGAGAGAGGAGAGAGAGAGUCAGGUUGUUUUUUUUGUAUGAAAAGAGAGGCAGAAGUUCCCCGGUGUUCUCAGAAAGCUUAAUAAUUCACAAACAUAUACGACAGUAUCGACAGAAUAAACACACACACACACCAAACACAAAGAGGAUGUCACUGAAGAGCUUUUUCUAUUCUUCGACGUUUUGUAUUUUGAAUUCAGAACACCAAACCCUAUCAGAUAUUUUAAGAUUCUAUAUUUUGUACAUUAAUAUAUUAGAGAGCAAUCUAUAAACACCAAUGUGUAUUCAGAUGUUGACGCUGUAUCACUCUCACGUCGGGACUUUAAAAGUCCUCACAGGUGUUCCCUGGUCCGAGCAUAUCGCCACAGCUGAGGGUUCCCAUUUAGCCCAGCAGAACGCCUGCUUCUUUAGCUCUUUUAACUCAAAUGAACACUUUUGAUCUGCAGGAAGUCGAGCGUUUUCCCGAUGAUUCCCCUUCACUGGUGUGUUGAUGUGAUGUCAAACCGAGUGAGUGCACUCUUUGAAAGGCAAGACAGCAAUGAAGUAGUCUUUUUGCACUCGAGCGCGGUCAGCCGUCCACACUCUUCUUGCGCCGCUCCACCCCCAACCCCCAACCUCCCACCCCUUGCUUGCUCAAUCAGAUGGUACGACCCAAUGAAUGUCCAAUGAUUUCCGAUGAGGCCUUUUAACAUGAACUCUAUACUGAGGAUGGCGAUGAUGCUCAUCCUAAGGACCGGGACAGACGAGUCUGUGUGAAGCGCGCCCUUUCAUCUGCUGUUUUCAAUUGUUUUUUUUCCCCUAUCAAAGCGUUUUUUCUUCUGUAUUACAGCAUCACUCCACAUUACCUGACAAACCUUGUUCACCUGCCUGAUUUCAUCGAUCUCUGUUGUUGUUGAUUUUGUGCCAUGUUCUUACCAAACAUUACAGCUGGUUCUGUUUGUCUUGGCUGGGUCACAGAGCGAAUGAAGUUAAUAUUUGGACCGAGUGUCGAGUUUUUUGACAUGCAAGUGAAAAUAAUUGUUUUUUGAAACAAAUCUUAUGAAAAGGCCAAAAUGAAUCAUCUGUUAGUAGAUUUCUCAAUACUUUAUGACAUCCCUUAAAGGUUAAUUUAUUGAGUUUUAAAGCAAAAGAUUGUCAAACGGGAGCAAAGGAGAAUGUAAGAAAACUAUUUUUUUUAAUGUAAAACACAAUUUGGUACAUAUUUGGCGUGCUCAGUCGGUCAGUAUUUACUGUAUGAGGGGUUGACUCAACACCGACCACACUGUAUGAAGUUUGAGGGUGACAAAUUGAGAAGAUUUUAAAAGUGUGUUAAUACGAUGCGUUAAUGAAUUUUUUAACAUUUACUUAUAAUUGUCAAAAACCAGCGUAUACUGAUAAAACAACAGUGAAAUACAAGAGUGGCCAUCAUUUUAUAAAAGGCUGAAUAAGAUUUAUUUUGAAAGGAUAGAUAAGGCAGACUGAUAAAUGAUUGUCAUUACAAAAAGUUAUAUUUUAGUACGAUUCUUAAAUACCUUUAGUUAUUUUAAAAAUGAAUGUAGUCUACCACUUUAGGUCAGGUUUAAGUUAAAUUUAUAUUAUUUCUAAAUUGUGACCUUUUUGAAAUUGUGCAAACUUAACACAUUACACCUAUUUUUCAAAAGAUAUUUAUUCACUGCAGGAAAAUGAACGAUUAAAUGCACACUUUAGACAUUUUAACACUUUCUUUAUGCAUGUUAAAGGUCACAUAUUAUCCUCCUUUUCAACCAGUUUAAAUAAGUCUCAGAGCUUGGGGAACUGUAAAUCAUGUCUGUAAAGUUUCUUAUUCUAAAUCAACUCUGAUCCUGUAUUUGAUCAUAUCUAUAAACCCCUCUAUUUCAGCCCUGCUCAGAACAGGCUGUUUCUGUGUCUGUAGCUUUAAAUGUAAAUGAGCUGUGUCUGACCGCCAAAACAAUGUAUUGAUCAGUUCUGUGGACACCUGGAAAAAUAUUUAAGAACCCCAAACUUUAGUUUUUUUUAAUGAAUUUUUGGAUUGCUUUUGGUUUCUUGUUUUGAAAAGAAAAACUCUGCACUCUGUCCAAAUGUUUGCUUUGAGAUAGUAGAAUGAAAAACAACGAGCACUGGUCUACUCUGAUGGUUUUCUCUUAUGUUAAUGUACUGUACUGCUGCAAACACAUGAUCUUCACACACCACUACUAAAGAUUUGAAGUGUUCUCCCAUUUGACUCGUUGAAUGCAGUGCCAUUGUACGCUCAAAGUGGGCUACUUUUUCCACUGACGGUUGUGCAGGAAUGUACUUUAAAGUAACGAAAGAAACGGCACAGAACAGAGAUGGUUAAAAACUUUAUAAGGAGAAUCUCACCUACUGUCUCAUUUAUUUUACGUUUCUUGAUGAAUCUGAGAAGAUGACAAGGAAAGGCAGAAUUAUGUGACAAACAGCAGCUUCACAGACAAAACCAUGGGUUGUUUUUAUUGUCAUGCCAAACACUAUGCUCUUUUUUUUUUUUUACAGUCAAAUAAACGCCUGAGAUAUUUCA
Molecule: messenger RNA, 5843 nt
Organism: Labrus bergylta (ballan wrasse)
Lineage: Eukaryota; Metazoa; Chordata; Actinopteri; Labriformes; Labridae
Source: RefSeq, a predicted model, not a curated record